Messenger RNA from Colletotrichum truncatum, 1986 nucleotides. RefSeq names its product C2H2 type zinc finger domain protein. Lineage: Eukaryota; Fungi; Ascomycota; Sordariomycetes; Glomerellales; Glomerellaceae. Gene Ontology annotation, molecular function: catalytic activity. Gene Ontology annotation, biological process: nucleoside metabolic process. The record is from RefSeq and is a predicted model, not a curated record.
AUGGACCUCGAGACGGACCCCAGAGACAUUGAAAGUCUCAAACAACUUGCACAAGGAUGUGGGAGACUUCUAGACGUGAUGUUUCAGGAAGAAAAUGCUCGAGAGAGCGAUCUUGACGCUGAGAAAGGCUACUGGGCGUCCCGCCAGUUCGCCGAGUUUAACAUGUGGUGUACUAAGAUCGGAGUAAAUGACCAAGGGUCUCGCUCGAUCGAUGUUCGACUCAAAGACGUGCCUGAUAUCUGUAACAUCAUCGCGAAGCUACUCCAUUCUCUCUCGAGAGAUCUAGAGAAACUUCAGCAACCCUUUGUUGAGACCAAGGUUUCUAUAAAUACUGAAAUCGACGUCAAUGAUGCCUACUCUGAUGUUUCUUCGGAAUCUUUUGACUCUCUAUCCUCCCUUGAGCACACUGAAGUCGAAAAUGCCAUUGGAGAGGCUGGUUCGGAAAAUGAACAGGUUCUUUGUCUUCAAAAGCACAUUGAAGACACGAUGGACCGUCUCCAUUGCCAUGCUCUACAUAUCGAAAAGGUUGGACUGACGCAUCGUCAAAAUAGAAUCAGAAUUUAUCAACAAAAAGAAACGCCGAAGUUUGCUUUUGAAGGUUUCAACAGGAUUGGGUACCACAAGGCAAAAGCAAAAUUUCCAUCAGCAACAGAUGCCUUUCAUCAAAGAAUUGCUGAAUCGUUUGUCAGAAGGAGAAUGCGUUUUGAUUACUUACGAAUGCAUCGCAAGAAGAAAGCCAUCGAAGCCAUAAAAGCGCAACAGAUGUUGCCCAUACAUCCACGGCCUGAUACGGACCACCAAGAUGGCGAUCUGCAGAGUGUUGAGCCUAGGACGCAGGACACGCCCCAAAAUGUCGAAGAUAUUACCCAAUUAUACCAAGAAGAUCAACAAACUAUUUACCCAGCUACAGUGAACACGAAGUUGGAAAUACAUCCUGAAACAAAAUCACAAGAGCGGGCAGACAGCGUCGUUUCGAUCGCACUGAGGCAUCCGUGCUUCCCACCGCCCCCACAGUUCACCAGUGCGAGCUUUCAAUGCCCCUAUUGUCGACUCGUAUUUCGAGCUGCUGAGGCUGAAAAAGCCAAUUGGAGCCAACACGUCAUGCAAGAUUUUGAACCCUACUUUUGCAUACUUGAAGAAUGUAAAGCACCAUUUGAUGUGCCAAACACAUUUGAUGGCCUGUUGAGACAUCUGCAAGACCAUGUUGAGGAACGCUUUCACGUCGAUCUUUCGAACGGUGAGCACAAGAUCUUUGAUGAGAUGGAAUUUGAAGAAUACUGCACCCAACAAGGCAACAUAUUUGCGAGGAAUCGUUCAAUACUAAAAAUUGCAGCCCGACGAAAGGGAGCCUUCAUACUGGAAAAAUGUCCCUUUUGCGGUGGAUAUCCGGAUGUACUUGAAAAGCGCUAUCCAGACUCGAACGACCCGGAAGCCCAGAUUGAGUUGCGCCACCAUAUCAAACAGCAUAUGCAAGACAUUGCACUAUUCCUUCCACCUUAUCGUGAAGAUGUCUUAAGCAAAGACGAUGACUUGCCGGUUUCUGUAUUAUCUGGUGAACGGACAAGUACCAGCAGUUUUAGCGAAUUAGAACAUUUCGUAAAGGUCUGCGAGAGAGAAAGUUGCGAUUGUAAAAAUGAUGGAAGAUACGCGGAGGAGUUGGGUGAAUUACCGGAAAGAUCUAGACCGGAACACGACGACACAGACUUUUGGGCGACUCUGUUUCCUGAGGCCCUUCGCUACGAUAAUACAAGCUUGACCGAGGAGUCUUGCCUGAAAGAUAAAAACCUCAGACACUUGUACACAGAGAAACUCCGCCUGACGCCCAAGGUGGAAGCUGCUGGUUCAACGAAUGCUAUCACGUGCCCGGUCAUUCGCGGGAUAAGCGAUUAUGCCGACUUGCACAAAGAUAGAGAAUGGCAAAGCUUUGCUUCAAUGAACGGCCGGGGCGUACGCAGCAGACCUUCUGCGUCAGAUACAACCCAAUGA